This is a messenger RNA of Apodemus sylvaticus (European woodmouse), 1002 nucleotides long. RefSeq names its product fibronectin type III domain containing 11 (gene Fndc11). Bases 1 to 1002 code for a protein of 333 amino acids. The record is from RefSeq and is a predicted model, not a curated record. Lineage: Eukaryota; Metazoa; Chordata; Mammalia; Rodentia; Muridae. The transcript has a single exon. Gene Ontology annotation, molecular function: protein binding.
AUGAACUUCCAGGUGACAGGCCUGGCCCUGGACAAAAUGAAGCUGGACAGUCCACAUUCCUUCCUGGACUCAGAGGAGGUGGAGGAGGCAGAGGACCAGCAGCUGCUGGAGCCAGAGGCUUGGAGGACGUACAUGGAGCGCCGCAAUGUGCUGCGUGAGUUCCUGACCACAGACCUGAGCCCCCAGUUGCUCAAGCGCCACCAUGCCCGCAUGCAGCUGCUCAAGAAGUGUUCCUACUAUAUUGAGAUCCUCCCUAAGCACUUGGCCCUGGGUGACCAGAACCCACUGGUGCUGCCUAACACCAUGUUCCAGCUUAUCGAUCCCUGGAAGUUUCAGCGCAUGAAGAAGGUGGGCACAGCACAGACCAAGAUCCAGCUCCUGCUGCUCGGGGACCUGCUGGAGCAGCUGGACCAUGGCCGGGCAGCUCUGGAUGCCCUACUUGAGGCCCCUGACCCACGGCCCUUCCUGGCAGGCUGGGGGCUUGUGGAGCAGCAGUUGGCAGACCUGUCAGUUGUCAUGGACAACUUCCUGGCCAUGAUGGUACCAGGACACCUGCAUGUCAAGCACCGCCUGGUAUCUGACAUUGGAGCCACCAAAAUCCCACACAUCCGGCUUAUGCUGAGCACGAAGAUGCCAGUUAUGUUUGACCGGAAGGAGUCAGUGGCCCAUCAGGACUGGGUCAGCCUGCGCUGGUUUGUAACCAUCCAACCGGCAGCACCAGAGCAGUAUGAACUGCGCUUCAAGCUGUUGGAGCCGAGGACACAACAGGAGUGUACACAGUGUGGCAUAGUCCCUGUGGCUGCCUGCACCUUUGAUGUCCACAACCUGUUGCCCAACCGUACCUACAAGUUCACUAUCAAGAGGGCAGAAAGCUACACCCUGGUGUAUGAGCCCUGGCGGGACAGCCUCACCUUGCAGACCACGCCAGGACCCCCUGAAGGGCCUGCCCCCAGUCGGCUGGGUAAGCCCAGCCUGUCCCUGACCACACCUUCUGAGAGAUGA